This is a messenger RNA of Microdochium trichocladiopsis, 2212 nucleotides long. Its product is annotated as general substrate transporter. The coding region runs from base 484 to 2124 and encodes 546 amino acids. Gene Ontology annotation, cellular component: membrane. The transcript is spliced from 4 exons. Lineage: Eukaryota; Fungi; Ascomycota; Sordariomycetes; Xylariales; Microdochiaceae. Gene Ontology annotation, biological process: carbohydrate transport; transmembrane transport. Gene Ontology annotation, molecular function: carbohydrate:proton symporter activity. The record is from RefSeq and is a predicted model, not a curated record.
CACUGGCCCAUUAAGCUUCGCUUGGCCUAGUGUCGAGUUUUUCGUGGCUGCAGGUGGAGAGCGACGGAUCCCCUUUUCGCCUCUUUCGCGACUUUGCUCCCGCCCUCACAUCGUGGGGAAUCACAGCGCUCACUCGCCAUUAGGUACCUCAGUCGACACAGCAAAGGCCCGGGGACUCUCUGGCCACGACUGCGGCACGUCGCACACAUCCCCGACGACACCCACGACCCCCACAAUCCCCAGACUGCAUCGGGCGGGCGUUGCUCCCCCUGCCGGCCGACGACUGGCAACUGCUUCCGGACUUCACCCCCUUUGCGCCAUUCCCCCAGGAUCAGGCACGGCUUCCCCACACUCGUUCCUCCGCAUCUUUGUCCUAGGCCGUUUCUAUAUCAGACGCGGCAUCCCCGGCCGAGGGCAGGCGAGCUACAGUUGCUCUGCUAGGACAGACAUCGCAUUUGCACGCGGCUCCCCUCCAACGGCACCAUGGCAGGCAUCAACUGGUAUUACUACUUCACCAUCAUCGUCAUUGCUUGCGGGUCUAUCCCAAAGGGCUACGAUGAGGGUGGCUUCUCCUCCUCCACGGGCUUGUCCUCCUUCAAGCAGGACUUUGGCCUCCUGCCCGCGCUGUGGGCAAACGACCCCAGCGGCCUGGCCGACCGCAAAGCCAACAUCUCGUCCUUUGGCGUGCUGGGGGCCGCCAUCGGGGCCCUCAUGAUCCUCGCCGUGUGCGACAGGCUCGGCCGCCUGCGCUGCUGGCAGCUGUCGAUGCUGGUGUGGAUGACGGGCAAUCUGAUGCAGACCUUCUCGUCGGGCAUCCUGGGCCUGAUGCUCUUUGCCCGGAUCUGGGGCGGCCUCGGCGCGGGGGCCCUGACGGUCGUCGGGCCGCUGUACCUGUCCGAGAUUGCGCCGGCAAAGAGCCGCGGCAUGGUCGUCAGCAUAUACAUGGUCGUGCUGCUGUCGGUCCUGACGCUGGGCUUCUUCAUCUCGUACGGCGCCGAGCGGGGCCUGCCCUCGUCCAGGAUGCAGUACCGCCUCGUCAUCGCCAUCUCGCUCGUCCCCACGGGCCUCGCGCUGCUCGCGUCCUUCUUCAUCGCCGACACCCCCCGCUGGCUGGCCUCCCGGGGCCGCUCGGACGAGGCCGUCGCCGUGCUGGCCAAGCUCCGGCACGGCAGCGCAGCGGGCAAGCACCGCGAGGAGAUCGAGGCCGCUGUCACCGCUGAGCUUGAGGACCUGCAGCGCCAGAUCGACGACAAGGCAAAGGCCCUCGAGGGCACCACCACGUGGAUCAUCAUCAAGGAGAUUGCCACCCUGCGGACAUACCGGACGCGGUUCCUGUUGGGCUUCAUCAUGCAACUAAUCGCCCAGUGGACCGGCGGCAACGGAAUCACCUACUACGUCCCGGACAUCUUCACCCUGGCCGGCGUCACGGGCAACAACACGUCCCUCAUCACCAGCGGCGCCUACGGCAUCGUCAAGCUCGUCUUCACCAUGGCUUUUACCUGGGGCCUGGUCGACGUCUUUGGCCGCCGCGUCUGCUUCACCGCCGGCCUGGCGUUGCAGUGCGUCACCCACAUCUACAUGGCCGUGUACAUGGCCGUGUGGCGCGACGUGCAGAACAAGGCAGCCAGCGACGCGGCGAUUGCUAGCGUGUUUGUCUACGCGGUGGGCUGGUCGAUUGGGUUGUGCACCGUCCAGUACCUCUACUCGACAGAGAUCUACCCCACCCGCAUCCGCAACGUCUGCUACGCCUUCAACAUGGCCUGCCACUGGUUCUUCCAGUUCGCCGUCGUCCGCGUCACGCCAAACAUGUUUGCCAGCCUCGACGUCUGGGGCGCCUACGUCUUCUGGGCGCUCGUGUGCGCAAUCGGCCUGGUCGUCCUGUGGCUGUGGGCCCCCGAGACUAAGGGCGUGCCCAUGGAGAGGAUGGAGGAGCUCUUCGACUGCAAGUGGUACAUGGGCUGGAAGGCAAAGGUCGAUCUGUCGUCGUCGUCACCGUCGUCGUCGGGCGCUGAUGGGCACCGCUCUGCGUCAUUGUCUUCGUCUGGUGGCUCAAAGCCUGUCAUGCACAACAACAUCACGAGGGACUGCAGUGAGAAGGCGGGCGUGGUCCAGUCAAGUGUCUAGAAAGUAAUUAGUCUCUGUAUCAUAAUUACACUUGGAUCCUCGCAGCCCUUUUCUAUCCCAGCGUCUGCCCCGUGGAAACGCUAUGGUA